This is a messenger RNA of Alnus glutinosa, 1562 nucleotides long. Its product is annotated as triose phosphate/phosphate translocator, non-green plastid, chloroplastic-like. Gene Ontology annotation, biological process: transmembrane transport. The coding region runs from base 104 to 1333 and encodes 409 amino acids. The transcript is spliced from 9 exons. Gene Ontology annotation, molecular function: antiporter activity. The record is from RefSeq and is a predicted model, not a curated record. Gene Ontology annotation, cellular component: Golgi apparatus; membrane. NCBI's taxonomy places the organism in Eukaryota, Viridiplantae, Streptophyta, Magnoliopsida, Fagales, Betulaceae.
AGCCCUCUCUCUCUCUCUCUCUCUCUCUAAUAAAACGCUCUCUCUCUCUCUCUCUCUCUCUCUCUCCCUCGCUUUCUGAGAUCUCAACAAUUUGGCCUCGAAAAUGCAGAGCGCGGCGUUCUCUCACUCGCCCACGCUCUCUCUCCCGAAGCCUCGCAGGGCUUCGAACCAAACCUUCAACCCUAGAUUCGACCCGAUACGCGCCUCGUUGCCUUCGAAGCCCCACGGUCUCGCCAAUGUGUCCGUCUCUGCUAACUCCCCUCGCCGGUCGUGGUCUCUGUCCUCGUCGAACUCGCUCAAGCUCAGGCCCUGGUCUUCGGUCCCCGCGCCCGAGUCCGAUCGCGACGCGAAGAGCUUGGAGGUCAGAGCCACCUCGGUGCCCGAGAGCGCUGGCGAGAGCGCAGAAUCCAGCGGCUUGUCCAAGACGGUGGAGCUCGGGGCGUUGUUUGGGCUCUGGUACCUCUUCAACAUCUACUUCAAUAUCUACAACAAGCAGGUUUUGAAGGUAUACCCAUACCCUGUAACUGUCACCGCAGUUCAAUUUGCUGUUGGGACUGUAUUUGUUUCGUUAAUGUGGGGUCUUAAUCUCUACAAAAGGCCAAAACUUAGUGGUUCCCAGCUUGCAGCAAUAGUGCCACUGGCAGCGGUGCACACUUUAGGAAACCUUUUCACUAAUAUGAGUCUUGGAAAAGUUGCAGUUUCAUUCACUCACACAAUCAAAGCCAUGGAGCCGUUCUUCUCGGUCAUCCUCUCUGCUAUGUUUUUAGGGGAGACGCCAACUCCAUGGGUGGUUGCUUCCCUUUUACCAAUUGUUGGUGGAGUGGCACUAGCAUCGGUCACUGAGGCAUCUUUUAACUGGGCUGGAUUCUGGAGUGCAAUGGCUUCCAAUUUGUCAAACCAAUCUCGUAAUGUUCUUAGCAAAAAAGUCAUGGUUAAGAAAGAGGAAUCCUUGGACAACAUUACUCUCUUCUCAAUAAUAACAAUAAUGUCCUUUUUCUUCUUAGUCCCUGUGGCUAUCUUCAUGGAUGGUGUCAAGUUUACUCCUGCAUUCCUGCAAUCAGCUGGAUUAGAUGUUAGACAAGUUUACACCAGGUCUCUACUGGCUGCACUCUGCUUCCAUGCCUAUCAGCAGGUUUCCUAUAUGAUAUUGCAGAGGGUAUCACCUGUUACCCACUCUGUUGGAAAUUGUGUGAAGCGGGUGGUGGUCAUUGUCAGCUCUGUCCUCUUCUUCAAAACACCUGUCUCACCCAUCAAUACUAUUGGCACUGCAAUUGCUCUUGCUGGAGUCUUCGUGUAUUCACAGGUGAAGCGCCUGAAGCCAAAGAAAGCUUGAAGCUUUAUGGAGAAAUUUUUUUUGCUCAAAAGUUGAGUUUUUAGGUCAUAAAUCACUGCAUUCAAGUAUUUGUUUGUAGGUCAGGCCGGGAACUAAUUAGUAAUUUGGUUUUUCUUUUAUGGUGUAUGUAGCUCAUUUCUCAGAACUUUAAUUCUUUUGUGGACCAGGAGCAAAUGAUACUGCUCCCAGAAUCAUCCUAUCUUAUCUUUUUCUUUUCUUUUCUUUUCUU